CUCCUUAUGGCGAACGACUGAUGCAUGAUGUGAGAAAGUACACAUAGACCCCGUAUAUAAAAGCAGCCGGCACAAUAUUCCAAUCAUACAGCCUUCCUCUCCUCAUACAAUCAACAUGAGGGCCUUGAUUGUCCUGAGCGCCGUCUGUUUGUGCGUAGCUCUAGCUGCGGAACCCGAAAAAAAAGAGGUUGCGCAGGAGACUAAAAAACAAGACAAACGCGGUCUCAUCGACAUUGGCGACCAUGGAUUCGGAGGACACGAUUUUGGGGGUGGUGAUUUUGGUGGACAUGACUUCGGUGGCAGUUAUGGCGGUAGCUACGGAGGUAGCUACGGCGGUGGUCAUGAACACCACGAACAUGUCAAAACUGUUGUGGUAGAGAAGAAAGUUCCAGUACCAUACACAGUUACCAAACAUGUUCCAUACACCGUUGAAAAGAAGGUACCUUAUGAGGUCAAAGUGCCAGUACCACAACCCUACACUGUGUACAAGAAGGUACCAGUGCCGGUUAAAGAGUAUAUCAAAGUACCAGUAGUUGUUCCUCAGCCUUACGAAGUCAUCAAGAAGGUACCAUACGAAGUCAAAGUACCCGUACCACGCCCAUACGAAGUCAAAGUGCACGUACCACAACCUUACACUGUCGAGAAGAAAGUACCUUACCCUGUCAAAGUCCCAGUACCACAACCCUACACCGUGGAGAAGAAGAUUCCUUAUCCAGUCAAAGUAGAAGUACCAUAUCCACAACCCUACACUGUAGAAAAGAAGGUCCCAUACGAAGUCAAAGUACCAGUAGAUAGGCCUUACGCUGUCCAUGUACCAAAACCAUAUCCAGUUGUUGUAGAAAAACACGUUCCAUAUCCAGUAGAGAAACCAGUACCUUAUGAAGUCAAAGUACCAGUCGACAAGCCUUACCCAGUUGAAGUACCAAAACCAGUACCUUACCACGUCAAAGUACCUGUACCCCAACCCUACACCGUUGAGAAGAAGAUCCCAGUUGAAAUCGAAAAACCAGUACCAUACCCAGUUAAGGUACAUGUCGACAAGCCCUACCCUGUGAUAAAGGAGAUCCCAUACCCCGUAGAGAAAGAGGUACCAUAUCCAGUCAAAUCCCACGAAUCCCACGGACAUGGCUGGGACUAAAACUUUCGUCUGUGUUAUCCCAUUGAUCUCCUUCAAAAAAGGACACAAGAUAUCAUCUGAAUAAGUUAUUUGUUAUUUCUCUUCUUGGAUGCCAUUAUGCAAAAAACAGAUGUUCAAGUCCUACCACUGGAACAUGAAGAAACAGCGUAAAUGAUGAUUUGUUAUGUUGCGUGUCCAAUUUUGUUGAGUUCACUGAAUUAGUCUUCAAUUGAUUGUUAUGUAAUUACUAUAUCCUUGUUGAUCUACAUCUUGCAACGUUAAUUUCAUUUCGACAUUUGUUCAUUAUAAAUCACUUCCUUGAGUCCUAAAAUCGUGAAGCGUGCAGUAUUAUUACCUAGAAACUAUGUUAAUUAAUAUAUUUAUCUACUUUUAUAAAAAUAAAAUACUUCUACAUUAA
This is a messenger RNA of Harmonia axyridis, 1535 nucleotides long. RefSeq names its product MAGE-like protein 2. Bases 116 to 1138 code for a protein of 340 amino acids. The record is from RefSeq and is a predicted model, not a curated record. Lineage: Eukaryota; Metazoa; Arthropoda; Insecta; Coleoptera; Coccinellidae. The transcript has 2 exons.